UCAAAUGUUACGUACAAAAAUUUAGGUGAAUAAUUGUUUACAUGUCCCAAAGAGAGAGAAAGAGAAAGAGACCUUCUUGUUUGUCAAGAUCUAGGGUUUCCUAUCUCCUCUUUUUUCACAGACAACUGCAGAACCCAUCUUUGGUUGGUCAUUUAUCUAUUUGAUGAAGUUUUCACUUGCCAAGAUCGAUACCUCGAGUCUUCUAAACAACAUUUUUUUUUUCUCUGUCCUGCCAUGGAACAAGACGAGAUAAGCUACUUUGAUUAAUUAUGGUCACUCCUGAGUGGCCCUAAUCCCUAGUUAAUUCAUUUUUAGUUCUGGUGAAUCUCUAACCCUAAAGAUCUCUUCUCAAGCUCUGUGUCUGUCGCUCAUGAGAUUGAACUUAUUUUAGUCUUAGGUUUGGGAGGAAAGAAAGAAAGAAAAGAAGCAGAGAGGCGAAAAAGAAAUAUGGAGGGAAGUGACCAAACUGGAUGCUCCAAGACAAGACAAAAUCAAGAUGAGAGUGAGAGUGGAGAAAAUGAUGAAGAUGGACAUAGGCCUAAAAAUGGAGCAAGUUCCAGCAAUAGCACCGUUGAAGAGAGCGACAAGAAGCCUUCAGUGAGGCCUUAUGUCAGAUCCAAGAUGCCGAGGCUUCGAUGGACUCCUGAGCUUCAUCUUUCCUUUGUUAAAGCUGUGGAAAGACUUGGUGGACAAGAUAGAGCAACUCCUAAAUUGGUUCUUCAGCUGAUGAAUGUCCAUGGGCUGAGCAUUGCUCAUGUCAAGAGUCAUUUACAGAUGUAUAGAAGCAAGAAGAUCGAUGACCCAAGUCAAGUCAUGGCUGAUCAUAGACAUCUUGUGGAAAGUGGAGAUCGCAAUAUUUAUAACCUCAGCCAACUUCCCAUGCUACAAGGAUACAACCAACGCCAUGGUUCCAGCUACAGAUAUGGAGAUGCUUCUUGGAAUGCUCGCGAAAACUUUGUUUAUAAUCCUCAUUUGGGUCCGUGUUUAGUCGACGAAACCAGACAAGGAUGUUAUGGGUCAGUGGCCGAGAGGAUCUUUCGAGGAAAUAAUAAUAGCAGUUGGAUCAAUUGCAAGUUCCAAACCGGCGCUUCCUCCUUUCGUUCUCAGUACUCCAGUUGGAAAACGGAAGAACAGCUGAAAGGUGAACUACGACGACCGUCUCACAAUUCAAAAUUCUGGCAAACCCUAUCAAGUUCAAGCUUUACUGAGCUGAACCCUGAAGCACAACUUCUGAAAGCCAAAGUAGGAGAAAGCACUCUUUUCAAUAGAAGUAAUGUUAAUAUCUUUUCAGAUAUGAAAUCAGCAACUAAUCUACAAGAGUUGAAGUCCCUGAAAAGGAAGGCUACAGAUUGCAAUCUUGAUUUGGAUCUUUCACUGAAGCUAACACCAGCAAAUGAUAGUAGCCAGAGAAGUUCGGAGGAAGUUGAGGCUGAUAGUGACUUAUCUUUAUCUCUGUACUCACCAUCAUCCUCAAAGCUUAGCAGAUUGAAGGGACUAGGACGGGAUGAUAAUAUUAAUAAAGAACAUGCAAAAAGGGCAAGUACUCUGGAUCUGACUAUAUGAAUGAGACAAUUCUAAGUGAGAUCUUGAGGUACUUGCUCAGAAUAAUGCAACUCAUGAUUGUCUUUUGCUACCAUACAAUUUAACAGCCACAUUUCUUUGCCCCUUUUUGACCCUAAUAUAAUUUGCUCUUUCUGCACUA
Molecule: messenger RNA, 1702 nt
Organism: Hevea brasiliensis (rubber tree)
Lineage: Eukaryota; Viridiplantae; Streptophyta; Magnoliopsida; Malpighiales; Euphorbiaceae
Product: putative Myb family transcription factor At1g14600
Exons: 5
Coding region: 448-1563 (371 amino acids)
Molecular function (GO): DNA-binding transcription factor activity; DNA binding
Source: RefSeq, a predicted model, not a curated record